AUGGCUGCUGUUCUUCCGUCUGCUGCUCCCGAUGCUGCGGAGUUUACAACUUUUGGCUCACUAACUGCUCUUGUCCCCCGUGCUAUCGAGCCUCUUGGCCCCCAGUACCUCUCCCAUGCGCGCAGAGUUCUUCGUGGCCGUACCUGGUCUGAGGACGAGCGAAUCCAGUCCGAGCUCAAUGUGAAGAGCGUUGAGGACGUGGACGGAGAUGACGAGGAAGAGGAGGAGGAAGAUCCGGCUAUGCUGGCUCAUGAUCCCAAGGAGUGGAAGAGCCAAGAUCAUUAUGCUGUUCUCGGUUUGUCCAAGUACCGUUACAGAGCAACCGACGAGCAGAUCCGCCGUGCUCAUCGUAAGAAAGUGUUGAAGCACCAUCCUGAUAAGAGAGCUCAGGCUGGAAAUGCUGAGGACGAUGGAUUCUUCAAGUGCAUCCAGAAAGCGAUGGAAGUUUUGUCUGAUCCCGUUCGUCGUCGCCAGUACGACUCUGUUGAUGAGGCGGCGAACGUCGCUGCGCCUUCGAAGAAGUCGAAGGGCAACUUCUACAAGCUGUGGGGAGCUGCGUUCGAGGCGGAGGGCCGAUUCUCGAAGAAGCAGCCGGUGCCAACGAUUGGUGAUGAGAACUCGACAAAGCCUGAGGUUGACCACUUUUACAACUUUUUCUACAACUUUGAUUCGUGGCGUACGUUUGAGUACCUGGACGAGGACGUUCCGGACGACUCUGACAACCGUGACCACAAGCGUCAUAUCGAGCGCAAGAACAAGGCUGCGCGCCAGAAGCACAAGACUGAGGAUACCGCGAGACUGCGGAAGAUGGUUGAUGACUGCUUGAGCAUCGAUCCUCGUAUCAAGAUGUUCAAGGAGGCUGAGAAGAAGGCCAAGGAGCAACGCAAGUGGGAGCGGGAGGCGGACGCGCGCAAGGCUGCCGAGGAGGCGAAGAAGGCGAAGGAGGAAGCCGAGAAGGCGGCUAAGGAGGCGGAAGAAAAGGCCAAGGAGGAUCGUGAGCAGGCAAAGAAGGCGAAGGAGUCUGCGAAGAACGCAAAGAAGAAAAACCGUCGUGUGGUGAAGGGAGCGGUCAAGGACGCAAACUACUUUGUCGAGGGCACCGCGAGCGGUGCUGCUAUUGACGCUGCGCUGAGCGACUGUGACGCGAUUCUUGAGAAGAUCGACGACAGCGCGCUGGCUGAGUUUGUGAAGAAGUUGACUGGGCUCAGCGAUGCUGGCGCGAUCAAGGCCGUGUUUGGCGAGACGGCCGGCGCGCUCGGCGGCAGCUGGAAGGUUGUUGCAUGA
This is a messenger RNA of Myxozyma melibiosi, 1284 nucleotides long. Its product is annotated as DnaJ domain-containing protein. Bases 1 to 1284 code for a protein of 427 amino acids. NCBI's taxonomy places the organism in Eukaryota, Fungi, Ascomycota, Lipomycetes, Lipomycetales, Lipomycetaceae. The transcript is spliced from 5 exons. Gene Ontology annotation, molecular function: Hsp70 protein binding; ribosome binding. The record is from RefSeq and is a predicted model, not a curated record. Gene Ontology annotation, cellular component: cytosol. Gene Ontology annotation, biological process: 'de novo' cotranslational protein folding; regulation of translational fidelity.